CUUUUUCUCUCUUUUAAGUUGCAGCCAUGGACAGCUCAAAGCUCCAUUUUGCUAUACUGUCAAGUCCCGGCAUGGGCCACCUCAUCCCCGUCCUCAUGCUCGGCCAACGCCUCGUCACCCACCACGAUAUUGAAGUCACCAUCGUCCUUGUCACCACCGGUUCAUCACCUCCUGAAUCUCAGCUUCUCCACCUCCCCACCGCUCCCAAAAUGCUCCACCUCAUUCACCUCCCGCCAGUUGACAUCUCCGGUCUACUCGACCCUGCCGCCACUGUCGUUACCCAGCUCGCAGUAAUGAUGCGCGAGGCUCGACCGGUCAUCCGGUCCUCCAUAUCCUCCAUGAACCGCAAGCCUGACGCUCUUAUCGUUGACCUCUUCGGAACCGAAUCUUUGGAGAUCGCCGACGAGUUCAACAUGCCUAAGUACGUAUACUGUCCCACCACUGCAUGGUUCACUGCUCUCACCUCCUACUGUCACGUACUCGACAAGGAGGUGAAAGGUCAGUACGUUGAUCAGAGCGAACCGCUGAGACUUCCCGGUUGCAGGCCGGUCCGACCGGAAGAUGUUGUCGACCCGAUGCUGGACCGGAAUGAUCAGAUGUAUCGUGAGUACGUACGGAUUGGUAUUGAGUUCUCGGCGUCCCAUGGGGUUUUGGUGAACACGUGGGAUGAUCUGGAACGUACAACACUAAGAGCUUUAAGAGAAGAUGAAACCCUCCGGUCGGUUGUUAAGGUACCGGUUUAUCCGGUCGGUCCUUUGACCAGGCCGGUCCAAGAUUCCGGUUCGCAGGCCGAGUUUUCCAAGUGGCUCGACUUGCAACCCAGCGAGUCAGUGAUAUAUGUUUCGUUUGGAAGUGGUGGGACGUUGUCGGCUGAACAAGUGACUGAGCUGGCUUGGGGAUUGGAGCUGAGCCGGCAGAGGUUUAUUUGGGUGUUACGGCCACCCAUCGAGGGUAGUGCGGAUGCGGCCUUUUUCACAUCAAGGAACGGUUCUUCUGAUGGAACCCCUGAUUAUCUCCCAGAUGGGUUCUUGACCAGGACCCAAAAUGUGGGAGUUGUGGUCCCACUUUGGGCCCCACAGGUGGAGGUCCUGAGCCAUCCAUCACUAGGAGGGUUUUUAUCACACUGUGGUUGGAAUUCGAGUUUGGAGAGCAUAGUGAAUGGGGUGCCUCUGAUUGCGUGGCCACUGUAUUCUGAGCAGAGAUUGAAUGCUACCGUGCUGACGGAGGAGCUCGGGGUGGCGGUCCGGCCGAGGGUGUUGCCGACGAAGGAGGUAGUGGGGAGGGAGGAGAUUGAGAAGAUGGUGAGGACUGUGAUUGAGUGCAAAGAAGGGAAGGUGAUGAGAGAGAAAAUGAAAGAAAUAAAAUAUAAUGCAGAAAAAGCAUUGAAGAAAGAUGGGUGCUCUUACAAUUCAUUAUGUGAGGUGAUUAAGGACUGUGAGGCUAGACUAGUGUCGCAUAAGGCUCUAAAAAUUGAAAGGUCUUCUGACAUAUGAAAUUGUUGUCUGAGUGUACGUUGGUUAAUUUAAUAAAGGCUUGCAGCUUACAGUUGCAGGCCUUUGUUUUAUUUCUCUUUUUGGGGGUAAAUACUGUUGUUGGACUUUAUUUAUGU
This is a messenger RNA of Cornus florida, 1609 nucleotides long. Its product is annotated as anthocyanidin 3-O-glucosyltransferase 5-like. Gene Ontology annotation, molecular function: UDP-glycosyltransferase activity. The transcript has a single exon. Lineage: Eukaryota; Viridiplantae; Streptophyta; Magnoliopsida; Cornales; Cornaceae. The record is from RefSeq and is a predicted model, not a curated record. The coding region runs from base 27 to 1493 and encodes 488 amino acids.